This is a messenger RNA of Ctenocephalides felis (cat flea), 994 nucleotides long. Its product is annotated as TBC1 domain family member 9-like. NCBI's taxonomy places the organism in Eukaryota, Metazoa, Arthropoda, Insecta, Siphonaptera, Pulicidae. The coding region runs from base 92 to 994 and encodes 300 amino acids. The record is from RefSeq and is a predicted model, not a curated record. The transcript has 6 exons.
GUUUAAAAGACAAAUAUUUUUAAAAAAUUAUCUGAAACUAUGUGAUUCAUAAUUGAAUUUUUAUUUGUUUAUAUUUUAGUUUAUAUUAAUAAUGUUGGUUAGGCCGCAAGAAGUUUCUGUAACAAACUUAUUAUGGAUUACAGAAAAGAGUUCUAUAUAUUUUUUGUUGCAAAAAAGAAAAGGCCAUGGAAAAGCAAGAGGUUUGUCUUCGUUGUUUGUGGGAACUCUCGAUAGUGUUUUUGAUACUAAACCAGCACCAUACAGGAUUUUGCAUCAGACACCUUCCUCGGAUGUAUAUUUUGAAAUAGCAUGCGCUGUGACCUCUCUCGAGAUCGAAAGAGACUGGCAAUGGAUAUUUGAGAACAUUUCAGAAACUCUUACAAGUUUUGAUAAAGAAAAUGAAGUCACCGAUUAUGUUUUAUGUAAAAUUCAUGCAAUGGUUGCUACAACACAAGAACCGGUUCAAAUCGAAGAUGAAGACACAAAGGCAUUCAGAGCAACUGCUGAGAAAUUUCACAAACUAUUUGGAAUACCUGCUGAAGAAAAACUUGUUAAUUAUUACACCUGCAGUUAUUGGAAGAACACUAUUCCCGACCGUGGCCGUCUCUAUCUAACACUAUCUCGCCUAGUUUUUCAUUCUCGUGGAAUUUUCUCCUUGUCCCAGAUUUCUAUUCGAUGGCUCGAUGUGUCUGCUUUGAUCAGGAAGAACGAUUCCAUAACUGCAUCAUUGAUAUUCUCUAAUGCUAUUGAAAUUGAAAUUACUGUCAGAGAUGGUAGCAGACAUAUUUUUAGUGUUUGCGAAGAUGCUGUUAGCUUGAUGGAACAGUUGGCUAAUCAUACCAUGCAAGGAGUUAUAGAUGACAAGACAACAUUCAACGAAGACAAAGAUCUGUUGAAGAAAUUAAGCAAAAACAUUCCCAAGAAAGCGUCAUUCCUUAAACGAGAUUUUGAUGCUCGUGCACAAUCUGCUAAUUACAGGUAUAGAUAUUUAUAA